Messenger RNA from Panicum virgatum (switchgrass), 912 nucleotides. RefSeq names its product protein PYRICULARIA ORYZAE RESISTANCE 21-like. NCBI's taxonomy places the organism in Eukaryota, Viridiplantae, Streptophyta, Magnoliopsida, Poales, Poaceae. Bases 287 to 781 code for a protein of 164 amino acids. The transcript has 2 exons. Gene Ontology annotation, biological process: regulation of defense response to fungus. The record is from RefSeq and is a predicted model, not a curated record.
UCAUCUCCUCUAUAUGAUGAGACUCGCUCCCACUCGGUUUUCUACAACUUCACACCUUCACUAGGCUGCUCAGACACCAGCAUUUCUUCAGGGUCGGCCUCGCCUUGUGGAGGUGAGCUCAAAUAAGUUCAUAUCAUUUUGUUUCUGAACUGGUUCAAUUUUCUGGAAAAAAAAAAACCGAAAAGCAGGAUGUAGCAAUCCUGCAGAGAUAGGUCACUUCACCUAGAGAUUACUCCACGAGUUGGAUCAUACAUUUGGAUGUUCUGUUCAAUUCUUGCACAGCUCAAUGCUGACCACCAUAAUCAUCACGCUUGACCUGGACUGCUGCCGCUGGAGGGAAGAGAUCGAGAAGAUCAUAUGCUGCUUCCAAGCCCGAACUGAAUUCGUCUUCGACAAAGUGGAGUAUGAGAAGGACAAGGUGAUCCUGUCGGGGACCUUUGACGCCGACAAGCUCUGCUCCAUGCUCCGGGGCUGCAAGGCCGGCUGUUUGAUAAAGGAGAUCGAGAUCGUGGAGCCGGAUUGCAAGCCCAAGUUCGAGACAUCCUCGUGCAAGCUGAUACCCCACCCGUGCCUGAACCCAUGCCCGAACCCGUGCCCGCAGCCCGCAUGCCCGACACCAUGCCCCAGUCAUCAGGGCCACUGCAGGCCGGUGGAAGAGUCGGCAUGCCGGUGCCCGUCUCAGAAGGCGUGCCGCUGCCGCCGCUGCUGCCGUGACACCCCGUGCUCCCCAGUCGUCAUCAUCAUCCAGGAUAGACCUGACCUGCCCUGCGUCAUCAUGUAAACCGGCUCAUCGUGCAUGCCUACGCGCAUCUUAUUAUGGUAUCGUCGUCAUCUCCGUGCCCGACGGGUUUAUAUCGUGGGUGAAACAUACAUGUGUAUUUGUGAUGUAUAUGAGAUAUAUUUUCUGUCCUU